Molecule: messenger RNA, 2151 nt
Organism: Colletotrichum paranaense
Lineage: Eukaryota; Fungi; Ascomycota; Sordariomycetes; Glomerellales; Glomerellaceae
Exons: 5
Coding region: 1-2151 (716 amino acids)
Biological process (GO): DNA-templated transcription
Molecular function (GO): zinc ion binding; DNA binding
Source: RefSeq, a predicted model, not a curated record
AUGCCCCAAGCGUCGUCGGAGCGGGCCGCAAGCCAACCGAAGCGCAGGAGUGAAGAAGACGGCCGUAAGCCUGCUUCCAAGACAUACGUACAACUUUUGAGAAACCGAAUCGACCUCCUGGAAGCCGUGUUGCAGUCCCACACCAUCGAUGUCGAGGCUGCCGUCGCCCAGCUCUCGGCCACCGGAUCAGCACCACAACUACCGUCCAUCGCCAGCACUUUAGCAACCGGUAGCGAUGCUGGACUCAGCGUCUCGGCUUUUGACGACCUAUGUGCCACCUUUGAAGGAGCUCUCUCCCUAGAUGAAUCGGUGAACUACGAUCAGGAUGGAGAGAUGCGAUACUUCGGCCCGGCGAGCGGCCGCUUAGAGUUCCAGAGUGGUGCGUAUCGCUUAGUGUUAUCCCCGGCUGGGUUGGUUAUUGACAAGUCUCUAGAAUCUACGCCCGAGUCCGACGAUCAUGGCAGCCCAUUGACAUCCAAGUCCACGGAGACUAACCGUUACAUCCUCCCUCUGGAGGCAGACGUCUACCCGGAGGAUCUUACCACAGAACUGAUAGACUUGUUCUUUGAGUAUCAAAACCCCUGGUGCCAAGUGGUUGAUGAGAAGCUAUUCAGAGAGAGUAUGAGAACGCAGGGUCGCUUCUUCAGUCCUUGUUUACUCAACUGUAUACUUGCUCUGGGAUCACGCUACUCCGAUAGGACCGACACCCGUUCCAUCCUAGACGACCAAAACUCGGCCGGCAAAGUCUUUCUCCAGAAAGCUGAAGUCCUUUUACAUUAUGACAUGAAACGACCGAACAUCACGACAAUUCAGUCAAUGUCCAUUCUGGUCGGGGUCUAUGUGUCCUACGGAUGCGAUGCUGCCGGAUGGCUACACCAAGGAAUGGCAAAUCGACUAGCUCUUGAUAUGGGACUCAACCUUGACGCGUCGUCUUUGUCUGGCACGUGCCACAUGUCCAACGAAGAAGUAGAGUUGAGACGACAGAUUUAUUGGGCCCUAUACUGUGACGACAAACUUGCCGCCAUAUACACGGGGCGAGUCUGUAGUCUUUUGGAUGUCCAAGGCGCUGUCCAUUUACCGUCAACAUACACACCGGAACAAAUGAGUGCUGGAGCAGCAAACGACUCAUGCGACGUAGACAGAUGCAAUAAAAAGGUCCUCGUACACCGCGGUCUAAUAGGCCUCUGUCGAAUCCUUGAGAACAUCCUCCUGGCUCUAUACGCCCCAAAACCACUCUACAAAGGCCCGCAAAGGAUAUCCUUCCUCCAAUCCUGCACCCUCGAGCUCAAAACAUGGUUCUACGAACUCCCCGCUGACCUCCGCAUCGACAAACACAACGACCUGCCUCAAGUCUACACCCUCCACAUGGUCUACCACACCUGCUGCAUCCUCCUCUUCAAGCCCUUCCUCCUCAAAUCCAAAGACACGCCCCCGGCCCUUAAAACAGACACGGCUAAACGCGCAGAGGUCCUCUGCAUCGAGUCGGCCAAACGUAUCUGCCACGCCGGCAAAAAGUACCGCCAGGUCUUUGGCUCGUUCCGGCGGAGCCCUAUCACCGCGACGCACUGCACGCUCACCGCAGCGCUGGUGCUUAUUCAGUACGCGAGCCCUGACCCGGAGUUUGCGAAUACGGGAAGGCCGUGUUGUACCGUCUACAUUGAAGCGUGUCUGGAGGUCCUGGCGGAGCUGGGCAUCUCCUGGCGUCCUGCCGCGAAGAUGCGGUCCGAUCUGAUCAAGUACCUGCACCAGAAAUACCCGGAGCGGAUGCCAAACUCCAUCCUGCAGGAGCAAGAUGCCCGCAAGGACCCGGAUCCGGAUCCAAAGGCACCGGCAUCGGCGGCGGUGGUAGAAAGCGACACCAAUGGUGCAGUAUCAAGUUCUAUGCAGCCGCAGCCGACGCUAGAGCAGAGCCUGUGUCCCUUGAUCAACAUGAUUGACCAAGACUUCACGUGGGACGAGUCCAGCGCGGCGGACCAGACGCUCCAGGGGGCGUUGCUGAGUCACGGCGGAUCGGAGUCGGCUUUCAACACGCAAUUCGCUCUGGCGGAAUCUAUCGGUGAACUUGGCGAGCAGAAUGGUCUGAGUUUCAUGGAUGAUAGCUUCUGGGCGGGGAUGAAUUUCGACAUGAAUCUCGAAAUGCAAAAUCCGUGA